CCUCCGGAGUUCCUAGGGCCUUCAGCUGCCAAGGAGUUGGUGGUAGCCUUCCCCUUCCCCAUCCCCCUCCACACCGAAGUCCUUUAUUCACAUCCUUCUUUAGCAGGUACUAUGAAAAAGUGAAUGCUUAGAAAGCUGAGGGGGGGACAGCAGACAACAGAGAGGAUAUCUGGGACCGGGGGGUACCAGCAGAUUUAUCUGACUGUUCGGGCUGCUUUCGCUGCUGACGUCAGCUCUACGCCCGCAACCAAGUCCCAGGCCUCUCAAGCCUUGCCUCCCACCCACCUUUUCGGAUGGUAAACUACUAUGAGGUGCUCGGCGUGCAGUCGAGCGCCUCUCAGGAGGACAUAAAGAAAGCGUAUCGUAAGCUUGCCUUACGUUGGCACCCAGACAAGAACCCAGACAAUAAGGAAGAGGCAGAGAAAAAGUUCAAGCAGGUGUCUGAGGCCUACGAGGUUCUCUCUGACUCCAAGAAGCGGUCAGUGUAUGACAGGUCAGGGUCAGAUGUCUGGCGGGCUGGUGGCGGCGGGGCAGGAGCCACCUACAACAGCCCCUUCAGCUCUGGCUACACCUUCCGCAAUCCCGAAGACAUCUUUAAGGAGUUUUUUGGCGGUAUGGAUCCAUUGUCUUUUGACUUCUGGGACAACCCCUUCAGCAGUGACCGGGAUCGGGACAGCAGCAGAGGCCGGGGUUUGCGGGGAGCCUUUUCUGCUGGCUUUGGGGAAUUCCCCGCCUUCAUGGAGGCCUUCUCCUCCUUUGACUCCUUAGGCCACGGAGGCAGGGCCACCUUUUCCUCCACGUCCUUUGGGGGCUCAGGUUCAGCUAGCUCUGGCUACAAGUCGGUGAUGUCGUCCACAGAGAUGGUCAAUGGGCGCAAGAUCACCACCAAGCGGAUUGUGGAGAAUGGGCAGGAGCGAGUGGAGAUUGAGGAGGACGGGCAGCUGAAGUCAGUGACUAUCAAUGGGAAGGAACAGCUCAAAUGGGUGGACAACAAGUGAGAGCCAGGCAUUUCCCCUCUCUGCCCUUGCCCUGCUGGGAAUCUUGGCCGAUCACAGAUGGGCUUCUGGCUUGAUGUCCUCAAGUCUAGGCUACUAAUAAAUGCCAGAAGUGAGUUCAUAGAAA
Phascolarctos cinereus (koala) is the source of this 1122-nucleotide messenger RNA. It is a transcript of the gene DNAJB8, whose product is annotated as DnaJ heat shock protein family (Hsp40) member B8. Gene Ontology annotation, molecular function: Hsp70 protein binding. Lineage: Eukaryota; Metazoa; Chordata; Mammalia; Diprotodontia; Phascolarctidae. The record is from RefSeq and is a predicted model, not a curated record.